Egretta garzetta (little egret) is the source of this 3140-nucleotide messenger RNA. RefSeq names its product meiosis-specific coiled-coil domain-containing protein MEIOC. The record is from RefSeq and is a predicted model, not a curated record. Gene Ontology annotation, cellular component: cytoplasm; nucleus. Gene Ontology annotation, biological process: male meiosis I; meiotic cell cycle; female meiosis I. The coding region runs from base 137 to 2752 and encodes 871 amino acids. NCBI's taxonomy places the organism in Eukaryota, Metazoa, Chordata, Aves, Pelecaniformes, Ardeidae. The transcript has 7 exons.
UUAUGCCUGUGACAUGUGCAUUUCCAGUCAUAUAGGCUAGAAGAUUCUGAGCUUGUGACCGUGACACGCAAACACCUACAAUGUGAAAUCUGUAGAGAAUUCCUAUUAUUGUAUAGUAAAUAGCAAGAAACAAAAAAUGGACACUCAAUUAUUUUCCCCAUUAUUAGGAGCAAUUACUAGUACGCCACCUCCGCUAGAAUCUUCCCGUCUGUAUAGUGACUGGUCAGCAUGUGGAGAGGAUAUGAGCUCAAAAUCUUCUUUUCAAGACUGCACAAAGAAACGGGCACCAAUAAAUCUAUCUUAUUCUGGCAAUGGCCCUGAUAUGUUUGGACUAGUGUCAAGCAUUUUAGAGGAGCCAAGCAAGCCAGAACCAGUCACAGACUGGAAUUCUCUUUCAAGAUUGUUUCCACCUAUGUGGGCACCUGAUCUUGGAAGCAAUGGUGAAUUCUCAGGGCUCUCGUCUAAGCACUCUGUUGAAAGUAAGGAUUUUUCAAACCUGAUGGGCACACAGAACUACUAUCAGGAACACUUGCAAAAGUCUCAUGAUGUGGAGGUGUUACACAGAGGUUUGGAAGAUCUUCAUUUCGUAGAGUCUUGGUUUUCUCCCUCUGGCCCUUGCACUCAGCCUGAUAAUACCCUGAAGAACAGUUAUCCUGAAAAUUCCUCUUUGCAAAAUAAUAACACAGUUCACCAAGAAGGGUUUUCAUUUCAAAAUGUAGACUAUAAUCAGCAUUUGUGCAGUUAUGACCACAUGAGGUUAAAUGGAGACUACGAAAAAAUCGGUUCCAAUUUUAGCACUUUUUCUUCUCAGAACAGACUGAAAGAAGGAGCUAGCAUUCAGAAGGAGUACUGGAAAACUGAAAGAACAAGAGGCAAAGUUAUGAAAAAUGAUGCUCAAGAACAAACUAAGUAUUCCCCCGAUCUUUCCAAUCAGCCUGUUGAUGACUCUUGGGAUAAAGUGUCCCAGGAAAACCACUUGUUCUCAAAGAGAUAUGAAAACUUCACAGCUGCUCAUAAAUUGCAGUCAUCUGUUCAUCCAUCACUAUAUUUUUUCAAUCAACCCCCUAAAGAAAAUAAUUUUUCUGGAGGGACAAACAGAAAACCACAGGAAAACCAUGUGCAAAAUGGUCAUCAUAGCUUUACUGUGGGGGAUGCUUUUAAUAAUAAUGAGUGCAAGAUCCAUCUUAGUCCUAAAGAAUGCUCUCAUAAAGUUCCUGAAUAUGAUUUAUCUGUAAAAAAUGUUAUGCAGAAUGGGAGUUACUCAUCAUACCAUGGCCGUACAUGGCUGGAUGGGAAAAUUCCAAGUCCAACAGCUGCCUCGGAUAUCACGUAUGGAAAGCAAGUGGUAACAAGUCCGCAGUCAUCUUCAGGGGUUUCAACCAUGUCUGGUGGUUCUCCCACCCAUCAGUCCUCCUAUUACUCGCAGAUCUCGCCUGUCCUCCCUUCAAGGAAAGAUGGAAGGUUACAAAUACCAAAUGGUGUUUCUAAUAAUUUGGGAGUUUCUAAUUUCAUCUCAGAAAAUCAGAAGCAAAUGAAACCCAUUGGACGAUCACAGCAUGAUUCAUUGACUAAUAAGGAGGGGCAAUACCGUAAAUUCCCCAUUAAUUUUUCUUCUGACUGGUUAACACAGCAGAAUGCUGUAAGCGAAGACCCUGAAAAAUACCACAGAUUUCCAAAAAAGCAGACCCAAGAAAAUAGUAAUAAAGACAAUAGAAGGGGCAGAGGGAAUUGGAUACCUCAUUUUGGGUAUACAGCCCCAAACCGUCAGCAGUUCAAUAUGUUCCGAAAAAAGCAUGAGCAGAAUGGUGGUAACAUGUCAGAUUUCAUUAAUCCUUCUUUUCUUCCUUCUUUCCCGUUAAUGUCUGAUUUCAAGCAAAAUCCCAGCUUUCCUCCAUUUAAUCGCCAUCUGUUUUCAUCAGCAAAUAAUUUCAGUUUUCCUCCGUCACCAUUUCCGUUCUCAGACCUUGUUGAUCUUUUUCAUUAUGAUGACUUCAACCACUUGAAUCCCUUCAUCAACGAUCUGUUUUGCGGGGAAAUAGCUGCACCGUAUUUUGCCUUUCCAACACCAUUGAACAAGUACAGACCUCCAAGAAAUCGCAGUGGACCUGCUAAUGAGCUUCAUAUCCGACUGGAGGAGUGUUAUGAGCAGUGGAGAGCUUUGGAGAAAGAGAGAAAGAAGACUGAGGCUGACCUUGCAAGAAACUUCCCAGGAAAGCGCAUAUCUAGCUCAAAUAACACUCCUGUCUCCCGACUUCCUGCUAACCCAUCAAGGGUUGAUCGUUUGAUUGUCGACCAGCUACGAGAACAAGCCAGGGUGCUCACAUUAGUAGGAAAAAUGGAAAGGCUUCGUGGGACCCCUGUACACGGUAACAUAUCCACCACAUUGGAACGCCAUAUGGAAGCCAUCCACCUAACACAGGCGAGGCGUAAGGACGAGAUUAUUAAUGCUGCUAAUCCACAGAGACAAGGAGCACCGCGUUAUAAUAACGAGAAAGAUGUUCUGGCUCUGGCAGCUGCCAUUAGGGAGUUGGCUGCUUCCACACGCAAGGCUCGUACUGCUUUAUGGUGUGCGUUACAGAUGGCUUUGCCAAAAAACUUUUCAAGCGGUCUGGUAAAACAAGAAGUUGUUGAAAAGGCAUUGCAAGAGCUUUGUCCUCCAAACACAAGCACACAAGAAAAAAGCAGCAUGGAGCAUGAAAACAAAGGAAGCAGAAAAGAAAAACCUGAGGAACUCGUGAGGGUUCUGGAAUAAUAGCAAAUAACAACGACGACGACGACAAAAGGGAGGCAGAAGGCUGAGGACUGGGAGGGCAGGGCGAAGCGCCCCGCGUGGUACCAUGGAAGGUGUUUUGGAUCACUUAUCAAAAAGCAAAAGGGUUAAUAUAACUGAUCAGUGCUGCAAUUCUAUUACUGUGAUUCUGGUGUUGAGAGACACAUCUUGUAAUAGUGUUAAUGCAAUUUUAAUAUUGCUGAUAUUGCAAUGUCUGCUACAUAGGAAUUUUAUUAUUAAGGGGAACUAAACAAUAGCUGAGCAUUUCCUUGUGUGCUUAUCGAAAGCUGUGUAUCAGCUGCGAGUCAAGCCAUGACCUGAGAAACCAGAUGUGGUCAAACUUAAUUCUCCUUUUUUUUUGUUAGCGAUA